Messenger RNA from Ilex paraguariensis (yerba mate), 417 nucleotides. NCBI's taxonomy places the organism in Eukaryota, Viridiplantae, Streptophyta, Magnoliopsida, Aquifoliales, Aquifoliaceae. The record is from the annotation of a GenBank genome assembly.
AUGGGAAAAGGACAAAGAUUUGGGGACAUCGAUGGGUACCAAUGCCAAAACACUCCAGAAUUUUUUCUUCCUCAUGAAGCCUCUGCUAUCAAAGCCAUACCACUGGUCAUCCCGUCAGCUGCUUCAAUUCUUGCAUCGUGGAAGCCUCCUAUUGAUGGGGUAGUUAAGGUUAAUUUUUGUGAUCUUGAGUUUUUGGAAGGGCAGACGGUGGGUAUUGGUGCUGUGUUAAGGGACAUCAGGGGUGUUUUUUUGGCUGGGAUGGCAAGAAAGCAUAUGCGCAGGGAAGAGGUUUGGAGCGUGGACGGCCAUAGCUAUGCAAGAAGCGGUAAAUUUUGUUCGCCUCCAAGGGACAGUGUCUGUAGUGUUGGAAGGGGAUUGCAUUCAUUUUCUGAAGUCUGUUGUGGCCAUAAGUUCUGA